GUGCUGCGCCAAUGCCAGCCCGGAAUUCUUCGCCAAAUUCAUGCAUUUUUGCUUUUUUCCCAUGCAGGGCUGCAUCCAAGGAUGUCUGUCAAGCACCGGCCGCUCCUCUCGGCGCCUGGCGCGGCAACCGGUGAAGAUCGGGUCCACCGAUGCGGAGUGGAUCAUGUUGGAUCGCAAGGCCAGUGAUACCAGUAAAGUUGUGCUGUACCUGCCAGGCGGUGGUUUUGUUGCCAGAGACCACACUGCCGGCGUCUUCGCUUCGCGGGUGCUGCCACGCUUGGCGAGUAAGAUGCCGGUGGUGCCACCAAUACUGGUGCUGAACUACACACUGCCCAGCUCACCUUCAACGGUCAAGGAGGAAAUUGAGGCGACCUUGUCAUGGCUUCCGGGUCAAGGAUAUACUGAGAUCGUGGUGGUAGGAGAUUCUGCUGGUGGCUAUUUGGCAGUGCAGACCUUCCUGCAACAGACACACAAGAUCUGUGGCGCCGUGGGCAUUUGUCCGCCGUUAGACUUGACCUUUUCUGGAGACUCCUACGAGCGGAACACAAACAGUUGCUUUUUAACCAAGAGCUUUGUGGAGUAUGCACGCGCCGCAUAUCUGCAGCUGGAUCACCAGGAUGCUCAGAGCGUCUCCGAUGCAACGGCCAGGAUGCACAGCAUCACUCUAAACCCUCAGAAGUUGGCGCUGCUGAAGGAGCAUCCCAUGAUGUUGGUGGCUUGUGAGCAAGAUCUGAUGUACGACGAAGUGGGCACCUUUGCUGCCGCCGCUGCGCGUGCAGGAGCUUCCAAUGGGGUGCUGGUCUGCGACGUGCGCGGCGAGGCCAGCUUCCACAUCUCGCUGCUGAUGCCAGGCCUGGCAAAUCCUGCGCACCAACAGGCCAUGGAUCAGCACCUGGGACUGGUUGACUGGACCUUGGAGCUUUGGGAAAAAUGGAUUGGGAGCUACAUCUUUCAAGCUCUGACGC
This is a messenger RNA of Cladocopium goreaui, 965 nucleotides long. NCBI's taxonomy places the organism in Eukaryota, Dinophyceae, Suessiales, Symbiodiniaceae. The record is from the annotation of a GenBank genome assembly.